AUGAUGCGACUAUUUUUUUUGAACAUAAUUACUAUUUUUCACUAUUGUAAAGCAGAUGAUUACCACCAUUUCCAAAACCUCACUCUUGGGGAGAGUUACACCAAUUUAACUACAAAAGGAGACCUUAUCACGUCGUUAUUCACUGUUCAUUUGGAAAACAAUUUGACGUUGUCUGCAUUUCGAGUGUCCAUCGCUUCAGACAGUGCAUCUCUGAACAACCCGUUCAAUGUAAAUUUUUAUCACGCAAAGACGAUUCAUAACAUUGUGCUUCCACGUGUUCAAACACAAAAUGGCAAAAGUUUCGAAUACUUGUUUGCAUCUGACACAUUAUGUGAUAACAAUAGAUCCACAAUUCAACUACACCAGCCGAUACACUUAUCAGUCGCAAGCUAUUCCCAAAGUGUUUUCAGUUUGAAAGUAGAAUCGGUCGAAAAUUUUCUCAUUGGAAGCAAUAAGUUCAACUCAAGUGCAAGUCCUUCGGCACCUCGCUAUUACAUGUACACGUUUCCUGAUGACGUGGACAAAGUAAAUAUAAGAGUCACGUCUGAAACUGAAAUUUGUGGGAAAAUAGUGACCCGUCAAGUCAAGUGCCCAUUGUUCGAAGCUUCAGGAUUGGUGGAGCUGAGCGAUGCUCAUUUCUUUCAAACCUUCACAAAAUUUGCAGGAUUUUCGAUAAGAAAAAAUUACAUUGGCCGUCAGUUUCAUAUUGCUUUUAUUGUGAAUCCUGAUGAAACACUGUGUGGCAAACCAUCAAAUUUGAUUGGAAUAUUCGGGAACUUGGACAGAAUAAAAAAUGCCACAAUCUUGAUAUCUCCGGUAGAUGAACACAAGUUUCUGUCCGUUGUGCCACUUCUUGUAUAUAUGACAAGCAUUGCAAUUGUACUUACUCUGACAUAUGUAAAAUUCAAAUUCAUGGAUAGCCAUGAAAACAAUGAGCUGGACGUUUUUGCGGAGACUAAUUCGGAAGGAAUUGUGGUCGUAGAUAAAGUAUGGUUGUUUGAGCCUCCCUCCAUGGUAGUCAGUCAUAACGAAUAUCAAAAACAAGGACUUGUAAAGGAUUCUAAGUAUUUCAAUUUUUUGUUUUUUCAAGUGUUUGGAUUCGUCUUGCCUGCAGGAAUAACAUUAUUCGUUAGUAGACAGCAAAAUCGGAACAAUUUAGACGUCUGUUAUCUUAAUUAUUUAUGCAGUCUAGAUGUUUUCGGAUUCAACGCAUUCAAUUCAAUGACCAGCUCCAGUAGUAUUGCAGUUAUCGGAAUUCUAAAUUUGAUAAUUGUAUUUCGAAAGAAAAUCUUUCGAUAUCAAGUUCCAAGGUUUCCAACUUCACAUGGCGUUCAAAAGAGACAAGCACCAAAAGUCGUUUUCCUGUUGGGGCUUUGUGCAGUGGGAAUUUGGUCAAUUGUUACAGUGAACUGCCCACGAAGUUAUACAUAUCACCUCAAUUACUUCACACGUCUUUGGGUAUGGCAUUCUAUUACUAUGUGGAUUUACUCUAAGCGACACGGAAUUCAGAAAUGGCAACAACUCUAUAUUCUGGCAUUUUCAUCAGCAUCUCAGUUUUUAGCGCUUGCGGCAAAUAUAUUUGAAUUGAGUGGUGUACCUGGGUUUAUCAUUAAAAUCUUGUUUGCUAUGCUUUCAUUUAGUUCGACAGCAUUUUUCUGUUUCAAAUACUAUUUUCAGAGACCAUCUGGAAUUCAAGAAAAUCAGUGGAUAGUUUCUCCCUUACAAACAGUGGAAUGUGUUUUGUCAGAACAAAAUAAUGUGUACCGACCUCUCAAAUCAAAAUUAGCACUGAUGACGUGUUUGAUGCUUUCCACUUUUUUCUGCGCAACUCUGCCAUGUAUCUCUAACAGUUUACUAUAUGUUGCAAUAUUGCUAGUGGCAUCAGGACAAUGCCAAAUAUAUUUGUAUUACUACAUUAUUCAAAAAAUAAGAUUUGAACGAAAAUCAUUCAAAAAGUCUUACAUGUUCUACACGGUUACUAUUUUUGCAAUAAUGGCGAUUAAUGAAUUUUCAUCAGGAAUCCUUUUAAGUCGAUCAUUCACUUCUGAUGUUUCACUAACACCUGCAAAAUCUAGAGAAAUGAAUGCAAACUGUUUUCUACCUGGAACUGAUUGGAAAGAUAUUUUGAAUUACAGUUCUGCUUUCGAUUUAUUGAUGAUUAUGAUAUUCAUGGAUUUUAUCGACUCAAAUUUAAAAAGUGUUCCGAAGAAGCAUAUUUUUGUUUUCUGAAUUUGUUCUACUUGUUAAAAAGUUUUUUUACUGAAAUGUUGUUUAUUGUUAGCUUGAAAUUGCAAUAUUAAAAUUUGUUAAUACAAAAAUUUAUCUCAUGACGUUUUUCUUUUGUUUUCGUAAAUUGUUUAAAUCUGCGU
Molecule: messenger RNA, 2369 nt
Organism: Caenorhabditis elegans
Lineage: Eukaryota; Metazoa; Nematoda; Chromadorea; Rhabditida; Rhabditidae
Gene: C30E1.4
Product: SID1 transmembrane family member 1
Exons: 16
Coding region: 1-2229 (742 amino acids)
Cellular component (GO): membrane
Source: RefSeq, marked reviewed